CAUGUAAUAAUAGAAUGUAAUUUAAGAUGGACAAUCUGUUGACGAAAACAUUUUAAAACUCUAUCAAUUAUUAGAAUUUAAAGGAAAAGGUGCUUAUGGAGUUAUUUGGAAAGCAAUGGAUCGAUAGACUAAGAAAAUUGUUGCUUUGAAAAAGGUUAUUAAAAAUAGGUAUCAUGAAGGUUUUUGAUGCUUUUUCAAAUGAUACUGACGCAUAGAGAACAUAUCGAGAAGUUAUUUAUCUAUAAUAAUUGACGUAGCAUGAGAACAUAGUUAAAUUGCUACACAUUCACAGAGCAAUUAAUAUGAAAGACCUAUAUAUGACAUUUGAAUAUGUAGAAUCAGAUCUUCAUAAAGUAUAAAUAAGACUUAUGUUAGGUUAUAAGAGCAAACUUACUAGAAGGAUAACAUGUAAUAUACAUCCUAUACUAAAUAUUGAAAUGCCUUAAAUAUAUUCAUUCAGGAGGUUUAAUUCAUAGAGAUUUGAAGCCAUCAAAUAUAUUAAUAGAUUCUGAAUGUAAAAUUAAAUUAGCUGAUUUUGGAUUGGCAAGAUUGGCAACUGAUAUAGAUGAAUUUACAGUAAUGACAGAUUAUGUUGCUACAAGGUGGUAUCGUUCUCCAGAGAUACUUUUAGGAUCUCCUAUUUAUAAUAAUUCUGUUGAUAUGUGGAGUGUAGGUUGUAUAUUAGGAGAAAUGGUUCUAUGUAAAUCUAUCUUUACUGGUUAAUCAACCUUAAAUCAAUUAGAAAAAAUUGUAGAGGUUCUUGGUAAGCCAUCAUAAGAGGAUUUAAUAUAGAUAAAUGCUCCAAUAGCUGAUAAAAUAUUUAGAGAAAUAUAGAUGCCUAGAAGAAAGUCAUUAUUUACUUAUAUAAAAUCUUCAGAUACAAUAAUUGAUUUUAUUAGUAAAUGUUUAACUUGGAAUCCAAAUAAAAGAAUGACAGUUGAUUAAGCACUUUAACAUCCAUUAUUAAAUGAUUUUAGAGGUACUGAAAGAGAGAAUAAUUAUCCAUCUAAAAUUACAAUAGAAUUAUCUGAAAAUAUUAAAUUAGAUAAAAAGAAAUAUAGAGAAAUCUUAUAUAAAAUGGAUGUAAAUUAUUAAAAAUAGCAAUAUAUUAAAUAAUUAAGUAAUGAAGAAUAAAUUCCAUCAUCUAAUAAAAAUAAAAAACUCUCUAAUUAGAUUUAAUAAACUUAUCAAAAAUAUAUAAAUAAUGGAAUUGAUACUAAAUAUUAAAGAGUCUCGAAGUCUUCAUCUAAAUAAAAUCAAUUACAUUAAAAUUAUUAAUCUUAAAUGGAUAUUUAAAGUUAAAUACUUUUAACAUAAUCUAUUUAAUAAUAAAAUCAAUAAAUCAUGAAAUAAAAGAUGUUAUAAAAUAGAAUUAAGACACUACCUGAAAAUUAUGUUGAUGUAUUGAUUCCAACUGAACCAAAAAGUCCAAAUAGAGAACGUUAUUUCUCUUAAAAUAAAAUUACAGCUCAACCUUAAAUUCCUCAAUCAUCCACUCCUAUCAGAAGUAAAUCAAUGAAAAAUAGAUUAUAUAAUGAAUCUGCUGAUAAUUGUGUUUAAAUAAAAGAAAAUGAAUCUAAGAAAAAAUUACUUACUGCAUAUUUAAGUCAAAAACCAAAAAGACCUAUUCUCUAUAAUUUUAAAAAGACAAUCAUUCGUAAUAAACUCAACAUGGAUCAAUACCUCAUUAAAAAACAUCAUGGCCAAUUAAAUAAUAUGGAUACUUCAAGUAUGGUCUCAAUAGCUAAAUGA
Molecule: messenger RNA, 1752 nt
Organism: Paramecium primaurelia
Lineage: Eukaryota; Ciliophora; Oligohymenophorea; Peniculida; Parameciidae
Source: the annotation of a GenBank genome assembly